CAUUCAAUUGUGGAUUGCGGGAUAUGGAUCCAGAGGCAGUCUCUUAAACCCACCCCUCCCCAAACCUCUGCUGGACUAAUCCACGCAAAUUCCAGCUUCUAUUUUCCAACAAAACCUCCCCCCCCCCAAAAAAAAAUCAACAGUGGGGGGUAGAAAAUGCAAUCCGAAUGAGAUGCAAAAUAUAUUUUGCGAGAAGUGCAUCUGUGCGCAAACAAUCUAACGCUUUGGAAUGACAUGCUUAGGAAGACGCAAUCCAGAAGGGAUCUAGUCGCCCGUGGGCUGUGAAAAGGGAGGUUAUACCAGGGUUUAAUUUUUGCAGAGAGAGAGAGAGAUGGAUAUCUCCCCUCAGAUGCAGAUCUUCAGUUGAAUCGCCAGCGACCUUCCUGCGAGUGUGUUUGUUCGGAGGAUCCUUGGAGAAUUUCGCUCAGAGAGCGGGGAUCCGAAGGAAUUCGAGGCUCCGAGAACCUGUGGGACCAGCACGCCGAGAGUCCACCCGGGCUGGGGAAUGGAAUGAGGUGCAGGGCACCGGCGGCCGUCAGACCACCUCCUCUCGCCUGCUGAGACGCGUCCGCCGCCAACGUCGAGCGCCGAGACCCAACAGAGGGAGCGUUGACCCGUUUCGCACCCCGCUCCCCCCCUCUCCCUCCCGGAACGGAGAGAGGGUGGCGAUCGCCGAGGAAAGAUGCCCCUCACCCAGGCCAGCCCGGACUUCCUCCUCCGCAGCCGCCCUUCCGACCUGAGCCUCCUGCUCUGGGCUCUGGAAGCCCUGGCCUGUUUCGGCCUCUUGUCCUGCCAGAAGCAGGACGAGAUGUACCCGGUGGUGACCACCAACUACGGCAAGCUGCGCGGCGUGAGGAAAGAGCUCAACAACGAGAUCCUGGGGCCGGUCGUCCAGUACCUGGGGGUGCCCUUUGCCACACCGCCCGUGGGCGAGAGGCGCUUCCAGCCCCCCGAGGCCCCCGCCUCCUGGUCCGAGGUCCGCAACGCCACCCAGUUUGCGCCCGUCUGCCCCCAGAACAUCCACGGCAUGCUUCCCGAGGUGAUGCUUCCCGUCUGGUUCCUCUCCAACCUGGACGACGUGGCCACGUACAUCCAGGAUCAGAGCGAGGACUGCCUCUACCUCAACAUCUACGUGCCCACUGAGAACGGUCCGCUCACAAAAAAACCUGACGAUAACGGCGCAUUUCGUGGUCUUGAAGAUGAAGACCCACUUCCUCUGCUGCACAGAAAGAGUCCUGGUUGGAGCCAACCAGCUCGCAGCUUUGACUCCAGCUCAUCUAGUCAGCUACUCCACAGCCAACCAAAUAUCCGAGACAGCGGUCCCAAGCCGGUGAUGAUGUUUGUCCAUGGCGGGUCAUACAUGGAAGGCACAGGAAACAUGUUUGAGGGAAGCGUCUUGGCAAGCUAUGGCAAUGUAAUAGUGGUCACCAUAAACUACAGACUAGGCGUACUUGGGUUCUUAAGCACAGGGGAUAUGGCUGCCAAGGGUAAUUAUGGCCUGCUCGAUCAGAUCCAAGCGCUGCGGUGGUUGAGUGAGAACAUAGGCUAUUUCGGUGGGGACCCCAUGAGGAUCACCGUGUUUGGAUCAGGCGCGGGUGCUUCAUGUGUCAACCUCUUGAUUCUCUCUCACCAUUCUGAAGGUAACCGUUGGAGCAAUUCAACAAAAGGUCUCUUCCAGAGAGCCAUCGCGCAGAGUGGCACGGCGAUCUCCAGCUGGUCCGUGAACUACCAGCCAGCCAAGUACACCAGGAUGUUGGCCAAGAAGGUGGGCUGCAACUUCCCCGAGACGGUGGACGUGGUGGAUUGCCUGCGGAGGAAGUCCUACAGGGAGCUGGUGGACCAGGAUAUCCAGCCCACCAGGUACCACAUCGCCUUUGGGCCGGUGGUAGACGGCGAUGUCCUUCCCGAUGAUCCGGAGAUCCUGAUGGAGCAGGGCGAGUUCCUCAACUAUGACAUCCUGCUGGGCGUGAACCAGGGUGAGGGCUUCAAGUUCGUGGAGUCGCUGGUGGACAAUGAGGACGGCAUCUCAGCCAGCUACUUUGACUUCGCCGUGUCCAACUUCGUGGACAACCUCUACGGCUACCCGGAGGGGAAGGACAUCCUGCGGGAGACCAUCAAGUUCAUGUACACGGACUGGGCGGACCGCGACAAUGGCGAGAUGCGGCGGAAGACCCUGCUGGCGCUCUUCACCGACCACCAGUGGGUGGCUCCGGCGAUCGCCACAGCGCGACUCCACGCUGAGUACCAGUCGCCUACCUACUUCUACACCUUCUACCACCACUGCCAGAGCGAGAUGAAGGCCGUGUGGGCCGACGCGGCGCACGGCGACGAGAUCCCCUACGUCUUCGGCAUCCCCAUGAUCGGCGUCACCGAGCUCUUCCCCUGCAACUUCUCCAAGAACGACGUCAUGCUCAGUGCGGUGGUGAUGACCUACUGGACCAACUUCGCCAAGACUGGUGAUCCCAACAAGCCCGUCCCUCAGGACACCAAGUUCAUCCACACCAAGCCCAACCGCUUCGAGGAGGUGGCGUGGACCAAGUUCAACUCCAAGGAGAAGCCCUACCUCCACAUUGGGCUGAAGCCUCGGAUCCGGGAGCACUACCGAGCCAACAAGGUGGCCUUCUGGCUCGAGCUGGUACCUCACUUGCACAACCUCCACGACAUCCUGCAGUACACGUCCACCACCAAGCUCCCACCUGAAGACCCCUUCCUGACCAACAGGGGCCAUGGCAAGGGCUGGACAGUCACCACCAAGCGGCCGUUCGUCACCUCCCCGCCCGAGCAGGAGCGCACCGAAGACCCGCCCAACUAUGUGCGCCUGCCCGAGGACUCGCGGGACUACUCGACUGAGCUGAGUGUGACGGUGGCGGUCGGCGCCUCGCUGCUCUUCCUCAACAUCCUGGCCUUCGCCGCGCUCUACUACAAGAGGGACAAGCGCCACGAGCUUCAUCGCCGGCUCAGCCCUCAGCGCAACACCACCAACGACCUGGCGCACACCCAGGAGGAGGAGAUCAUGUCCCUGCAGCUCAAACACAGCGAGCACGAGGGCCACGACCUGGAGGCCCUCAGGCCCCACGAGAUACUCCGGCCCGCCUGUCCCCCUGACUACACCCUGGCCUUGCGGAGAGCCCCCGACGACGUGCCCCUCAUGAGCCCCAACACCAUCACCAUGAUCCCCAGCACCAUCGGCGGCAUGCAGCCCCUCCAUGCCUUCAACACCUACCCUGCCAGUCACAACAACACGUUACCCCACCCACACUCCACCACCAGGGUAUAGUUAGACCUUACCAAGCCUGGGCCCUUGCGGUUGCCUAACAACGGGCAGCAAAAACGUGGCUCCGAAACCUUACACUGAAAUCUUUCUGAUUUGACAACAGCCCUUUCCUCACUCCCCAGCCCCUCUUCCACCACCGCCCCCCCCCCCCCCCAACUUUGGAAACAAUGACGGACAUUGCAGAGUAAGGAGCAUUUUGGCCGAACGAUUCGAUAUUUUUCACUGAGAUCUUUCCCCCUUGUAAUAUAAUACAACUCGAGGCCUCUUUUUUUUGGGGCAUUGAUAUCUUAUUCCUCCAGCCUCGUCUCCAAGGAACAUUGACAUGAGCUGCCCAGUGCCAAGGGAGUCCUGUGGCCUACUCCUACCUACCCAGUAAAUUAGCGUUCAAAAGAUAGGAAAACGUGCCAAAAAAAAAGCCAAAAUUAAAUUCAACACGUGAAUUGCAUGGUAUUUAAAAUUAACCUGUGAUUCAUCUCCCUGUUUUUCUUUUCCUGAGGUUGUAUGAUUUGAUAAUUCAUCCAAAAAAGCUGGCCAUUUUGCACAGGGAUUCUCCAGUUUUGUUUGAUUUGUCAAAAAAAGAGGGCGAAAUGCGAGAUCUACCUACCGAUAAAAAAAAUCCAGGAGAGAAAGAAAGCAAAGUUUGCUCUCCAAACUGGGGAAUGGGACCAACUGGAUUCCCCGACCGUAAGGAUUAGGCCAAAAAAUACGCCCAGCGAUUAUAUUUCACCGUGGGGUGCAUGUUGUUACAGAGAGUAAUACUGUGACUUUUAUGAAUCCCCUCUUGGUGUGGAAUUGUGAAAUUGGUUGGAGGUUCCCCUUUCCCAGAUACCCCGUCCCAACCCCUCCAACAUAUGGAAAAGCCAGGAUUGAUGCCAAAUUUCAAGGCCGCCUCCCUAUUUCCAGUCCUACUCCUUUGAGAGAGAGAGAGAGAGAGAGGGAGAGAGAGAAAACAAGGAGAGAGGAGACCCUGUUUAGAAAGGACCCCUCCCCCCUUCCCAAUUCAAGAAUUGACCAAAACCCUUGCUCCAACCCCACCCACCCCAAAACACCAGGAGGUGUAACGUCAUCAAGGGAGCGCCACCUUUUAGGCUCCUUGGCUGGUUUGGGCCUCUUGCCUCGAUCCUAUCCUACCUUGCCACAGGAAGUAGUCUCGCAUCUAGUCUCUGCUUAACUUUUGAUAUGAAUAAAAGCUGUGGGCGAUAUCCUGUCUGAAGGACAGACGGAGAGAGACCUUUGUCUACAGACGAGCGUGGGCCUGCAUCACGCGUUGCCAAGGGAGUGCGCGGAGGUGAAGGUCGUCGACUCCACCUCUCCACAGCGAUGUCUAAGCUAUCGUUCUUGCACACGGUUUUGUAUAUUAUAUCCUUAAACGAAAAAAAAAUGACAGCCCAUCGUAAGACUGCUCGUUUCCCGCUUGAGUCCACGGCUAAUGGACGAGCCAGGCCGUUAUGUUAGGGAAAUGCACGGUGACCAUCGCAUUAUUUUGUUUUUCAUUCUUUAACAGAAGUUUGUGACUACAGUAAAUAGUUUUGGUUGUCGGUAGGGUGCUGGGCUUGUGUUCUCUUUAGGAAGAGGGCCCAAGUUCAAUGGCAGCCUGUCUGUUCGGAUCAGUCAAUGUGGACAGUUCUUCCUGCACAGACACACACACAGACACAGACACAGACACACACACACACACCACUGUCCUCCCCACCCCAACACCCCAAUACACCGUCCCCUCCUACCACAACACUCUGUCCCCAUCCCAUCCCAACACCCCAUCUCCCCCUCCCACUCCAAAACCCCAUCUUCCCCUCCCACCCCAAUACACCGCCCCCUCCUACCUCAGCACACCGUCCCGUCCCAUCCCAACGCACUGACCCCCUCCCAUCCCAACACAUCGCCCCCUCCCACUGCAACACCGCCCCUCCCAACCCACACCCACCACCUUCCCCUCCCACCCCAACACCCCACCGCCCCCUCCCACCCCAACACCCCACUCCACCCCCACCCAGCCCAAACUCCCCUCAACUCAGCCGCUCCCUUUUCGGAGCCCGCCUGACGCACGGGAAGGAACCGAGCCCCAGGGCAUUCCCAUUUUCGCCUGCCACAGGCCCGCCAUAUCGGGCUAACUGGUCUCGAACUCUCGAGAGCGAGUUGUUCCGAAACGGGAGGCCCACCGCAGUUUAUGGACACCACUCGCCAGCUGGCGACCCUCCUAACCCACCCACCAGAGCUCCUAGCUUUCAGCUCCAGAGGCUGCCUGCUACCCAUUAGGCCUCUCUCGACAACCAGU
Pristis pectinata (smalltooth sawfish) is the source of this 5549-nucleotide messenger RNA. Its product is annotated as neuroligin-1-like. Gene Ontology annotation, cellular component: cell surface; postsynaptic specialization membrane; synapse. NCBI's taxonomy places the organism in Eukaryota, Metazoa, Chordata, Chondrichthyes, Rhinopristiformes, Pristidae. The coding region runs from base 683 to 3277 and encodes 864 amino acids. Gene Ontology annotation, molecular function: neurexin family protein binding; signaling receptor activity. The transcript has 8 exons. The record is from RefSeq and is a predicted model, not a curated record. Gene Ontology annotation, biological process: presynaptic membrane assembly; chemical synaptic transmission; synaptic vesicle endocytosis.